UUUCCCUGCAUUCAGUGCGACGUUUCAGUUAAAAAAAAGAUAAGAUGGCGACUGUACAUCUGCGGAUCGGGGACCUGGUUUGGGGGAAACUCGGGCGCUACCCGCCGUGGCCAGGAAAGAUUGUCAGUCCGCCUAAGGAUCUGAAGAAGCCAAGAGGCAAAAAAUGCUUCUUUGUAAAGUUUUUCGGCACUGAAGAUCAUGCCUGGAUAAAGGUUGAACAGCUGAAGCCGUAUCACCCCCACAAGGACGAGAUGAUCAAGAUCAACAAGGGCAAGCGCUUCCAGCAGGCUGUCGAUGCUGUCGAGGAGUACCUGAAGAAGGCCAAGGGAAAAGAGCAGGCGCAUGGUUCGGACGACAAGAACAAAUCAGAGAAGGGGCGUAAAGCCGCCGCGAAGCCGAUGAAGAUCAUCGAAGAAGACGACGAGGACGCGUUCAAGGGCGGCUCCUCCGACAAGGAGCAAACUGACUCUGAUCCAGAACCGUCCUCUGUGCAGCGGCUGGUGGCUGGAACAGUUGCAGGAUUCAAAUGGGAGAGCAGUCCGGUAAAGGAUGACCCGCAUUUCCAUCACUUUCUGCUCAGCCAGUCUGAGAAGCCAGCCUCUUCGAUGGCGCCUAUAAGCAAACGGUUGAAGAUUAUCGAAGAGGACACUGGCUCUACAUCCAUUCAGGCUGCAGACAGCACGGCUCUCAACGGCAGCAUCACACCUACGGACAAAAGGAUAGGCUUCCUCGGACUUGGACUGAUGGGCAGUGGGAUUGUCUCGAACCUGCUAAAGAUGGGCCACGUUGUGACCGUGUGGAAUCGCACAGCAGAAAAAUGCGACUUGUUCAUCCAGGAAGGCGCCAGGUUAGGACGAACGCCAGCCGAGGUCGUGUCCAUGUGUGACAUCACUUUCUCCUGUGUCUCAGACCCGAAAGCUGCCAGAGAUCUGGUUCUCGGCCCCAGCGGCGUGCUGCAGGGAAUUAGACCUGGAAAGUGUUACGUGGAGAUGUCAACUGUGGAUCCUGAGACCAUUACAGAGCUCUCACAGGUGAUCACGUCCAGAGGAGGCCGGUUCCUGGAAGCUCCGGUUUCAGGCAGCCAGCAGCUUUCCAACGACGGCAUGUUGGUCAUCGUCGCAGCGGGAGAUCGAAGUGUUUACGAAGACUGCAGCAGCUGCUUCCAGGCAAUGGGCAAAACAUCGUUCUUUUUAGGAGAGGCGGGCAACGCGGCAAGGAUGAUGCUGAUCCUCAACAUGGUGCAGGGCAGUUUCAUGGCUACCAUCGCAGAGGGGCUGACCCUCGCUCAGGCCACUGGCCAAUCACAGCAGACCUUCCUGGACAUUUUAUGUCAGGGGCAGAUGGCCAGCACGUUUGUGGACCAGAAAUGCCAAAAUAUUUUACAGGGCAACUUCAAACCAGAUUAUUACCUAAAACACAUUCAAAAAGAUUUAAGAUUAGCAAUUUCCAUGGGAGACUCUGUUAAUCACCCCACACCGAUGGCGGCGGCCGCAAACGAGGUGUAUAAGAGAGCGAAGGCGCUGGACCAGUCGGACAACGACAUGUCUGCAGUCUACAGAGCUUAUAUUCACUAAUCCCUGAAGAUGUGCUUGAAUUUCUGGACCACAAUUCCCCCUCUCCCUCCCUUUUCCUCCUUUCAGUGUGUGCGCUUUUUUUUUUUUUUUUUUUUUUGUUCCCACUCAAGGCCUCCUGUCCUGCUCUGAGCGUUGCACUGACCGAGUUGUGCUCACCUCUGCAGGAGGGGGUUUUAUGAUGCAGGAUGAAGCUUGGAGGCGUGUGUGUUUGUGCACGUUUGUGUGUGUGGAUCUGAUUUGAUCUGCAGCAGAUUUUAUUUCGGGACGCACCGAUUUGUGUUUUUUUUUUCUUCCAACACCAGCACACACGUCGCAGGACUGAGUUUCUGAAUCUGCUUUUAUUUAAGACAGUUUUAAAAAGUUUCGAGAUGACGUCCCGUCCGCUAGCUAACGAGUUUCUUUUUCUUAUCAGCCAUUUUUGUCUAUCUGCGUUUUAAACCUUGUCACGACGUGUGUGAAGAACCGGAUGUGGUUGCAAGUUUACAGGAAAACUAAUUUGUUACAGUGAGACACACUGCGUUGGUCCUAAUAUCUCUCUUUCUCUCACUCAGACCCUUAUCAUAACCCGGCGCUCCAUUUGACUAAAAGCUGUAGCUCGUAACUUCCAACUUUAGACACUUAAAUGCGAUUUUCAUGUAAAAUCAAAUCAACUUGGCCGCCCACGACGUCCCCAGAAACUAAAGCAACACUUGCACACAAGUAUUUACUGUAGAUCGAUCAUAAACACAGAUGAAUUCGCUUAUUGAUCCUGAUGGUCCGGAAAAAAAAAAAUCUACAGCACUUUAGCUUUCUAGGUUUUUGCUAACUAAAAGAAAAACAUUUUACGUUUUUAAGUUUUAAUUUUAGCAAGCCCAUUCUGUCUGUAGUUUUAUUGAUGUUCUUUUUCGUUCAACAGUUCAAGUCAUUCAAAGCUAAAAUAAGCAAGCGCAUUUUGUUUUAACGUCGAGUUUCUGAGAAGGAACUGAGAGAAUCUGAGUUUGAAACCGUUAUUUAAGGUGUGUGUGUGUAAUCAAAUCGGUGCGUCUUUCAUUUUAUUUCCCCCACAAUAUAAUGUAUAUUCCUCAACAAAAAAAUCUAAAUUAAGGGAACACUUAGACCAGGACUUAUUGUUUCCUUAAUAUAUAUAUUUUUUUGAGUAGUAUAUGAAACUUUUUUGUUUUUUUUUGACAUCCUGCUUUGUUUCCCCGUCGAAUCGUCCAGAACGGCGCAGGCUACAGGAGCAUGAAGACGACGCCACUGCAUUGCCUUAAUAUCCUUAAACCCCGCUCCUCCCCCACAUAGAUGAUGAUGAUGUAUUUAUUUAUUUUAAAUCUUUGAGAUUCUCCAGUCUAAAGUUUGGCCUGGGCCGUAAGGUUUAGAUCGCUGAUUUGACUCUGCCUUAGAAAGGAAAUGUGAUGUUUUGGAGUUUUUUUUUUUUUUUUUUUACCUCUCUCUCUCUCGAGGCUCGUAUUAAUCUUGUCUGAUAUCCAAAUCGUUUCUUUCACAGAAGAUUGUGGACUUUUUUUUUUUUUUUUUACAUUUUUUGCAGGUGUGUAAGCUAAGCUGUGGAUAGAGAUGAAGAAAACUUUGUUCGGUUUGAGGUGAUUGGGAAAGGGGGAUGAAAAAGUUUUGGGGUUGGAGAUUGCUUUUGUCUUUUAUUUUAUGUUUGAGGUGAGGACAGGUCACUAAUCGAUUUUUGUCUGAGACACACUGGUCGUACUGAUAGAGUUUAAAUGUGGCGAUCUGUUUUAAGUUUAAUCAGCAUAGAGGUUAAGCAUGUCUGUUCAUGGAGAAGUUUUGUAAUCAAUGUUUUAUUCAUAAGUUAUAAUUGUUUUGUUGGUCAUCAGUUUUAAAGUCUGAGCAAACUGACAGUCACAGACAGGAAGUGAGUGAGCGUCUGACCCUGAUAUUGGAGGUACAGUAUUGUUUAAAAAAAAAAAAAAAGAUGGGCUCAUCAUUGGAGUAAAAGAGAUGUUGGUGCUCACUGGGUUUCACAGGUUGCUCGUCACAAUACAACAGCUCGCUUUGAGUUCUCACUUCGCACAACAGAUUUAGUGCGUCUUUAACCUUAACACACGGCUUUGUUUUUGGCUUUAUUUCCUGUUUGAUUUGUUGUCUUUCUAAUGACAUUGUAUAAAACAAAAAAAAAAUUUUUUUGCUCAAACAAAGGUGAUGGCAGAUUUGGAAAAGAUAUUUAUAAUUUCUUGUAAAUGUGAAAACGUCACAUUUUAUUGUGCAGUCCACUGAAUCCUUCUCUUAAUAAACAAAGCAUUGUCCAGUUUAA
Messenger RNA from Clarias gariepinus (North African catfish), 3837 nucleotides. It is a transcript of the gene glyr1, whose product is annotated as glyoxylate reductase 1 homolog (Arabidopsis). The transcript has 16 exons. The coding region runs from base 45 to 1574 and encodes 509 amino acids. The record is from RefSeq and is a predicted model, not a curated record. Lineage: Eukaryota; Metazoa; Chordata; Actinopteri; Siluriformes; Clariidae. Gene Ontology annotation, molecular function: NADP binding; NAD binding; oxidoreductase activity, acting on the CH-OH group of donors, NAD or NADP as acceptor.